CAACAAGUGGGGAGUAACACGCAUAGGGAGUUUUCCUACCUAUCUCACACAUCAGUCACCCUACUUACUGUGAAGCCACAGUGUUAUUUAUGCUCAGUCUUAAAUGGCUGCUAUAAUUGUUCUGUUGCUUCUUCCAGUGGCCCUGGGUUCAAGUGAUGAGUUGCAGGUGAAGCAGCCAUUGUGGCAAGACAUCAGUCCCAAUGGCGUCGUCAAUAUUCCAUGUUACUGCAGUGGGAAGGACAGGGUGGAUGAGGAGCUGGAGAUAAAGCUGAUGAAGAAAAAUGACCACCAUUGGAGCUGCUCAGUCAAUAAUAAGACAUCCCCACACUGCUCGGUGCAGAAGGAGGGCAGCAGGCUCACUAUGUUCACCCUGUCACACCAGAUGCCCGACGACGUGUACAUCUGUCAGUGCACUAGGUUGCUCCCUCUUCCUGUCAUCAAGCAAAAUGGCACUGGAACCCUACUCAUCCCAGAGAUACAAUGUCCCAUCUUAAACUUCUGGACAUGGACUCUGAUUGGAGUGGCAGGAUUCUUCUGUCUUUGCAGCCUUUUUCUAGCAUGUGCCUACAUAAAGUUGAGGGUCUUGCAGUCUGAAGAGACAGAUGAUUCACUAACCUAUGUACAGAUGCAGAGGAAGAGGCGGGACCCAGACACUAACGCUGAGUAUGUCGACAUGCGGGAAGUGCACUCAGUUGGCAGAGGCUCUGGAAGAGACAUGAAUCACAACUCCCAGCAGUUUCACUCUAUGUCAUACCCAAGCAAGUGAGCGCUUCACAUAAUUGCAUUCCUUAUCAAGCACAUUUUGCUGUAUAAGCAGCUGCUGAAGAGCAAUGACUGAUUAUUGGAAUAGGAAUGUAUGAUCUAUGAUCACUGUAAAUAAGCUUUCCUGUUUAUUUUAAUAUUCUUAACCUGUAUGUUAAGGCAAUACUGUCAUAUGCACAUAUAUAAAUAUAUAUAUAUAAGGAUAUCAUUUCCAGAGCCACAAUGAAGUAAAAUAAAACGUCUUCUAAAACUUAGGCUUUGAAUGUCUACAUACGGUACCUAUGAAGGACACAGUAGCAAGAAAUUCCUUGCUGUGGAAGCUGAUACACAGACAUUGCUAUUGGCCCAAAUCACAUUUAGCAAAUAUAUCAGCAGAAAAUAGAAAGUAGUGAUGUACUGUAUCUAUAGAAAUAAAACUGUGAGUGUCAUUUCAUGGAA
Paramormyrops kingsleyae is the source of this 1200-nucleotide messenger RNA. Its product is annotated as cytotoxic T-lymphocyte protein 4. Gene Ontology annotation, biological process: T cell receptor signaling pathway; regulation of T cell proliferation. Gene Ontology annotation, cellular component: external side of plasma membrane. NCBI's taxonomy places the organism in Eukaryota, Metazoa, Chordata, Actinopteri, Osteoglossiformes, Mormyridae. The record is from RefSeq and is a predicted model, not a curated record.